Hippocampus comes (tiger tail seahorse) is the source of this 1850-nucleotide messenger RNA. RefSeq names its product OTU deubiquitinase 6B (gene otud6b). Lineage: Eukaryota; Metazoa; Chordata; Actinopteri; Syngnathiformes; Syngnathidae. Gene Ontology annotation, biological process: protein deubiquitination. The record is from RefSeq and is a predicted model, not a curated record. Gene Ontology annotation, molecular function: cysteine-type deubiquitinase activity. Bases 175 to 1068 code for a protein of 297 amino acids. The transcript has 8 exons.
UACGACAAGCGAAUAAGACACUCCGGAAGAAAAGGCCCCUGUGCGCGGCACGUUUUAUUCAUUGCCUUGAUGAAUAUUUUGAAGCUCAUUUGGUCUAAUUUCAAGAUUUAAAUCAUAUAACAUGUAACCUUAUGAAGAUCUUCGUAUAGCCUACUAAAAACAAAAUCGUUAAUCAUGGACGAAGGCGAUGUAGAGACGCCGGAGGAGCUGUUACUAAAGCAGCAUCGCAGGGAGAAGAAGGACCUGCAAGCCAACAUCCAGAGCAUGAAAAACAGCGUUCCCAAAAACGACAAGAAAAGGCGGAAGCAGAUGACCGAAGAAAUCGCCAAGAUGGAGGCUGAGCUAGAUCACAAGCAUGAGGAGGAGCUGCGGCAACUCGUGUCUACGUCUGACACACAGGUGGAGGAGGCAGUAAAUGGAGUGGAGGGGCUGACGGUUGAGGUGCAACCUCGUGUCACCAAAGCUCAGAAGAGAAGGAACAAGAAGGCUGCCCAGGAACGAGAACGCGAGAACAGGAUCACCGAGGCCGAAGUGCAAAACCUGCAGGGCGAGCGCCACCUCGAGGGCGUCAAGCUGGCAGAGAAACUGUCAUCGCGCGGGCUUCAGAUCAAGGAGAUUUCCUCCGAUGGCCACUGCAUGUACCGCGCCAUCCAGGACCAGCUGGUGCGGCGAGAUGAGUCCGAGUUGAGCGUGAAGGAGCUGCGGUGUCGCACGGCGGCGUACAUGCGGGGCCACGCAGACGAUUUCCUACCGUUCCUCAGCAACCCCGACACGGGCGACGUGUACACAGCGGAGGGCUUUGAGAAAUACUGUAACGAUGUGGAGCACACGGCGGCAUGGGGCGGACAGCUGGAACUGCAAGCACUGAGCAGAGUCCUGCGGUGUCCCAUUGAAGUCAUCCAGGCCGAUUCACCGCCCAUCAGCAUUGGCGAGGAGCACGCCGGCGACCCCAUCAUCCUCAUCUACAUGCAUCACGCUUACGGGCUGGGAGAGCACUACAAUUCCGUGGAGCAGCUCAAGGAGCCGGCCGACAACAAACGAGCCGAGUGUGAAAGGACAGAAGGCUGAAGAAAUCGGAGCGGUAGCUGGGGAAAAAGAUGAAAGGAAUGGAGGAGGGCGAGAAGGCUGACGGCAAAGAGGAAUCAAGGAUAGUAGGAAGCUGGACGGACGGAUGGAAGGGGCUGUCACCUGUACUUGGAUUUGAAACCCUUACCCUGAAAGAUUAGCAUCCCCCUGCCCCCUUUACUAAAUCGAGGCUGCAUUGUAGGCACCGGCUUUGUGAGACCUUCAAAUUGCUGUGAUGAUCUGAAAUUAAAAUGUCAUGCCCCCCCCAAAAAUCAGCAAGGGAGCCAAUGCUUGGCUCAAUGCGCAUUGAUGAACAUUUGAGCCUUGGCCGGAGGCCAGCAAGACAUUCAAGCAUUGCGAAGGCAACAAAAGAGGCGUGUCCCCUGUGAGUCUGCGGGCACUUGAUGUCCCUCACGUGUUGGUUCAAUCGUUCUGUGAUCAAUGAAUAACUCUGUGCUGGUCUAUCCGAUUUUCCUCCCAGCCUUCUAAAAAUAGCAAGCGGGGGGGGGGGGGAUAGAGCAACAGUGACCAGUUGCAUGCUUUCCCUCCAGCUUUUCGUCCUCUUGGCUGUCAUGUGACUUAUCAGCUGGUCACCUACAAAAAAAAAAUAAAAAUGGGGGGGGGGGCCCAGCACCAAAUCCUGCUGUCAUCCCGUCAGCCUGCCUGUUCAACCAUCAUCUUCAACGUAUAUUUGACAUGCUCGUUUGGAUGCUGAACAUUUCCGCUGUGCACCUGAGCGAAGCGGGCCACGGAAAAGUAAAUUAAAACUAAAAUCUUCAGUUUCC